Caenorhabditis angaria is the source of this 5665-nucleotide messenger RNA. NCBI's taxonomy places the organism in Eukaryota, Metazoa, Nematoda, Chromadorea, Rhabditida, Rhabditidae. The record is from the annotation of a GenBank genome assembly.
AUGGACAUGUUACUAAUUUUAUCCGCAAUCCUAAUUUUGAUAAUUGGGAUAAUUGGAAUAAUUGCUAACUUUAUAAUGAUAAUUUAUUUUGCAAUUAAUAACGCUCAUCGAACUUCUUUUAACUUGAUUUGUAUUUCUCGAGCUACAAAUAAUAUUUUGGUUUUAUCAACAAGUUUUUUACUGAUAUUUUUUGUUGUGUCCAUUUUGUAAGUUAUUUUUGAAAAAUGCAUUCAUUUUUCAAAUUCUCAGGCCAAGUUCUCCUUAUCCCAAUUGGCUGGAAUAUUUUAUAAUUAGCACUGGAAUUGGCUUAUAUUUAGUUAAUGAAUACACAACAGUUGUAAAUGCUUUGAACAGAUUUUUUGCAAUUUAUGCUCCGAAUUUUUAUUCAAAAUAUAUUGGAAUGAAAUCUACCGGGUUUAUAAUUUCCAUUUUAUAUUUUUAUAGAUUUUAUGCGGUUUAUCGGGAUCUCAGUUUUUAUAUUCGUAAGAAUUUAGAACUGAAACAGAAGACAAUUUUGAAGUUUUUCAGCAAAUGGAUGUUAUAUUCUUUAUCUAGCAGAAUAUUUGACAUAUUAUCCAAGUUUCAAUGAAAAUUGCAAAAAUAUUGAAGAUCUUUCAAUUAUUAUUUAUCUUGUUAUAUUUUUAUUUUCAAAUGUUGUAAUUUUGAAUAUCGCAACAUUUGUAAAACUUGCGACUUUUGCAUUUGUAAGUUAUAUAGAAGGGAGAGAUAAGAAUUACAGUCAAACUCUGAAUAACAUCCGUUGAUCAAAUCUUAAUUUUAAAAAAAACAGAAUUUUUUGUUAGAAUUCAAGAAACAUGGACUCUGGCUCAAAAUCUCGUCUCAAACAAAAUGCUACACUUUUUCUGCAAACAAUUCUUCAAGACUCGUUAAUUUUGGUUGAUAUGAUUUUCACAUUCAAACUUGAAUCCCUAAGUAAUUCGAGGUUUUGGACAUUUAUCAGUUAUGUUUUGGUCUGGGAACUUAUUCACACGCUGGAUGGAUUUAUUAUGAUUUUUUUGAAUGAAAGAAUUUCAGCAAUUCGGGAGCAUUUUGGAAGAAAGAAUUCGAGAAUAUUUUCGACUAGAGUUCCAGCAACUAAUUAAUGAUUCAAUUAAAACAGUGUAGAAAAAGUAAACGUUAUUUUUGUUUUGAGCUUUUAGGGAACAAGAUUGACGAAAUAAUCUUGUUUAGAAAAUCCAAUUAUUUUCAAAACAAUAGCAGGUGAAUUCGUUGAAAUUAUCAUUCUCGUUGUCAGAAAUAUCUUGCUGAUCAUAAAUUAUUUUGUUCAAAGCUAUGAUUAGUUUUAGAAACUCUCUGAAAUUAUUCCAAAUUUCUCAAAACUACUUAUUCAUAACAUCAGAAACGCUAAUUGUCUUGUUCUUGAAAUUCUGAAAAAAUUCACCAUGGACCUAUUACUAAUUAUAUCCGCAAUUCUAAUUCUAAUAACGGGAAUAAUUGGAAUUAUUCCUAAUUUUUUAAUGAUAAUUUAUUACCUAAUCGAUAAAUCACAUCAAACUUCUUUUAAUUUAAUUUGUAUUUCUCGAGCUACUAAUAAUAUUAUAGUAUUAACAACUUGUUUUUUGUUCGAAUUUUUUAUUGUUUCGAUAUUGUAAGUUAUCUACGAUUUCAGUAAAAAGGCACAAAUUUCAAAAUAUUUAGGCCAAGUUCACCUUAUCCAAAUUGGCUGGAAUUUUUUCUAAUCAAUUUCGGAAUUUCAUUAUAUCUAGUUAAUGAAUACACAACUGUUAUCAAUGCUUUAAACCGAUUUUUCGCGAUUUAUGCUCCUUUAUUUUACGCAAAAUAUUUUGGAAUGAAAUUUACUUCUUCUAUACUAUCCAGUUUUUAUUUAUACAGGUUUUAUACGGUUUAUCGAGAUUUGACAUUGAAUAUUCGUAAGCGGGAGUUUUUUGUCAAAAACUCAAGAAAAAACUUAUAAAGUUUCAGCAAAAGGAUGUUAUGCGGUGUAUUUAAUAGAAUAUUUGACAUAUUAUCCAAGUUUUAACGAAGGUUGUCAAAAUAUCGAUGAUGUUUCUUAUGUUAUUUAUCUUGUUAUAUUUUUAUUUACAAUUGUUGUUGUUACAAAUAUCGCGACCUUUGUGAAACUUGCGAUUUUUGCAUUUGUAAGUUUCUUAAAAGAAGGAGUGAAGACUUUUGUGAAAAAUAAAAAAUCAGACAGUUAUGAUCGUAAUCUAUUUACUGAAAUUUCUACAGGAAGUAGGAUUAAAACCCACGCUCUUACGAGAGUACCAGAAAACCCAGGCGACCUCAAACCUGAGUCUGGUGCCUCUGACACGAAAUAUUUGAAAACAGAACAGAAUAAAAACAGAAGAAUUCCUCUACUAUUGAAACGUCAUAAUCAAAAAAAUCAAUGAUUUUAGAAUUCAAGAAGCAUGGAUUCUAGCUCGAAAAGUCGCCAAAAACAAAAUGCUACACUUUUUCUGCAAACAAUUCUUCAAGACUCGCUAAUUUUGGUUGAUAUGAUUUUCACAUUCAAACUUGAAUCUCUAAGCAAUUCGAGGUUUUGGACAUUUAUAAGUUAUGUUUUGGUUUGGGAACUUAUUCAUACGCUGGAUAUAUUUAUUAUGAUUUUGCUGAAUGAGAGAAUUUCAGCAAUUCGGGAGCAUUUUAGAAGAAAGAAUUCGAGAAUAUUCUCGACUAGAGUCGGAGCAACUUGAUAGAGACUAAAAAUUGGUCCUCAGACAGCCAAGGUAUCUCGACAUAUAAUCGUUCUGCCAUUUUUUAGCGAAACCUGUCCUUUUUUCAUCCUCACCAGACCUAGUUCUAUUUUUCUAUCUCUCCCCUUUUCAAUUAUUUGUGCGCCCGACGUUUCGUUGGGCGCGCACACUGCUAUCUUUUUCACAGUGAAUUGUCUUUUUUUUUCUUAUUGUUUUUUAAAAUCUUCAUUUCUAAAUGAAAAUAAAGUGUAUUUUAUAUCAUUUUGCGUGAAAUUUCAUGACCUUCGAGAUAACUAACGUGCAAAUUUAUAAAAUGCUCAUUAUUUACUCGAAAUCCUAUUCGAAAUGUUGCGUCGUUUUGUUUUGCGCUCGACAAUUUCUAGUUCUAUUCCUAAAAAUAUCAGAUAUUCAUCUACGUUCAAAUGUGAUUUGGGUAAUCAAUCAAUUCAACAAUCGGAUGGUUCACGGCGUGUUAGUUUUGCCAAUGGAAAAUCGCUUGAUCAUUUCGUUGAGAAACAUUCGUUGACGGUUUAUGAUUUGGUGAGUAUGUGUGCUCUAAUGCGGAUUUGGAAUGGAGAAAUGAGAUUUGAAAUAUUGUUUUUUUUUAAUGAAUGUAAAACAAAAACAUUUCUGAGAAGCUAGAAACUCGUUCUUCCAUAAAUUCAAAAAAAAUAUUUUCAGCACCGCCGAGGUCUUCAAGUUGGUGGAACCAAAAUGAUGGGAAAAAGAGUUCUAAUAAACAACGAGCUAACUUGGAAGUGGAUGAGCUACGAAGAAGCUCAAAUCGAAUCCGAUCAUUUAUCGCAAGCUUUGAGAAGAUUAGAUCUACCAGCUGGUGAAGAAGUCAGAAUUGGAAUCUAUUCGAAAAAUCGGACAGAAUGGGUUUUGACAGAUAUGGCAAUACAUAAUUUCAGCAAUGUUACAGUACCAUUUUAUGAUACGAUUUCCAAUGAUGAUUUUCUGUAUGUUUCGAAUCUCACUGAAGUUCCGGUAUUUUUUCUGGAUUCGGCGGAUAAAACUGAAAGUAAGUCAUGAAAUCAAUCCAGAUUUUUCGCUUCUCGAUAUUCUAAACUACCACGUGGCGAAAACAAGAUUUUCAAAAUAAUUCCGUUUUUUUUCAGAGAUUCUAUCAAUCAGUGAACAAAUUCCAACCCUUAAAACUAUUGUGCAAUAUGAUUCACUCACUCCAGAACUCAAAAAUCUUGCGAAGAAAAAACAAAUCAAAAUAUUCGACUAUCAAGAAUUUCUUGAAUUCGGAAAAUCCUAUCAAAACCGUACCCCACACAUUCCACCAAAACCCGAACAUCUCGCCACAAUCUCAUUCACAUCUGGAACAACUGGAAGACCAAAAGGAGUUAUGCUAACUCAUCUCAAUUUGUGCUCAACUUUGCACACUACACGACAUUUCAGCUUCAAAAAAAAUGAGAUAACCUCUUUGUCAUAUUUACCGCUUGCUCAUAUUUACGAGAGAAUUACCGGAUAUAUGAUUUUCUAUAAUGGCGGGAAAAUUGGAUUUUUCCGUGGAGAUCCUGAAAGACUUUUGGAUGAUGCGAAAAGUUUAGAAGUUGACACGCUUUUGACAGUGCCACGUGUCAUUGAGAAAGUUUAUAAAUCGAUAAUGCAUAAAUUAGCAGACGAACCACUGAAAAUGAAAUUGGUUUUGGCGGCGGUGGCCUAUAAGAACUUUUUGUACAGGAUGACGUGAGUUUUUUAUGAAGUACAAGUUAGGAUACGGUAGAAGAAUGUUUUGCAGUCAGAUGGUUUUAGUGAUAUUAAAAUUCUCAGAAACUAAAAAUUUGCAGUCCGGGAUACUGUAGAAAAUAUUUCUGACAAUGAAUGUGAAAUAUUUCGAGCUACAUCAAUAGAUACUUGUCGUUUGUUGAUAGAAACUACAGUAAUCUUGCAAAAAUCAACCUCAUCGUUUUUCAGAAACAAAGCCACACGCGAAACUUUGGUCGACAAAUUCAUUCUCUCAAAAAUCCAAGAUCUUCUUGGCCCAAAUUUGAAAAGAGUAAUAAUUGGAGCCGCAAAAUCUGACGUGGAAGCUCUCUCGUUUUUCCGCGGCGCAUUCGGUGUCCAAACUUUUGAAGCUUACGGACAGACUGAAACUUGUGGACCAGUCACUUUUCAAAUCGAAGGCGACACAAAAAUAGGAUGUUGUGGUCCGCCAAUCACAUGCGCAUUGGUAAAACUUCGAGAUGUUCCACAUUUGGAUUAUCAUGUGGAUAAAAAUGGUGGCGAAGUUUUAGUGAAAGGAAUGAAUGUGACACAUGGAUAUUUCAAAAAUGAAAAGGCUACAAAAGAAGCGUUUACUGAAGAUGGAUUUAUGAAAACUGGAGAUAUUGGAAGAUGGAGUGAUGAGGGAACACUUGAAAUUAUCGAUCGUGUCAAAAAUGUUUUCAAAUUACCGCAGGGUAAAUUUGUGGCCCCUGAGAAGAUUGAGUCGCUCUUUAUGACUUCGAAAUUUGUUAGCCAGGUUUAUGUGCAUGGAGAGUUGACAAAACCGUGGCUUGUGGCGGUUGUUGUGCCAGAUGAGACGGUAAGAGUUUUCUGAUCUCACGUGUUAGGAUUUUAGGUUCAGGCUAUUUGGUCAUACUCUAGUAACUAGAUAUUUUCAAGCUCAUAAUCGAGCCAAAAAAUAAAUGAACUAUGACGUGGCAAAGUGCCUAAAAUCCCAAUAAAAAUUCCAGCAAAUCAAACUAUUUGCUAAAAACGAACUUGGCCUAACUAAUGAAACUUUGGAAGAACUCUGCAAAAAUCGAAGAAUCCACGAAGCCGUCUACAAAAGUUUGAACAAGAUUACUGUAGAUCAUGGGCGACCAAGAUAUGAGGGAAUUAAAAAUAUCUACUUGACACCGGAACCAUUUUCACCUGUCAAUGGAUUGGCGACACCGACUUUGAAAAAUAAACGAAAUAAAUUGGAGGAAUAUUUUAGGAAAGAAAUUGAUGAAAUGUAUGAAUUUGUUGAUGAAAUUGAGAAAAUGAUUUGA